AUGGGUCACGACACAAUUUGGUGCAUCGGCCGCGGUCACCGUCUUGAUGACGGUGGCCGAGCGAUCGAAUCCAUGUGGCCCCUCUUCAAACAUGACCGUUUCCAAUUCAUGUCUUCCAUGCAUAUCCCUAGGGAGCAGGUCACCAUGAAGGCUAUUGCUGGUGGUACACUCUUCCAUGUUCAUGUAUCAGUUCCAGUACUGCCGUUGCGACCAGUGGCAGGGGCCUCCUCGGUCACUGCGUUCUCGAACAACGUCGCCACCAUGUUCACUAUCCAAGGAUAUAAGACCAAAGUUGCCACCGCGGUCAGUAAUCUUUCGCGUAUGGUUUCCUUUGUAGAUCCAUCUUAUUUGUCACCUAUAGAUGGUUCUCUCCCACCGGAUGCCCAAAUUCGUGAGAUACUUCGCCGUAGGGGAGCUAUCUCAGCGAUGAAAACCGGAAUUAAAAAAGCUACUGAAGUACUCAAAGAGCAAUUCGAAGCUCUCACAUCGUUUAUAAAUACCCAGGACAAUCGGGCACUGCUGAGCGCAGACGUGGAGCAGUUCUGGAAUGAUCAGAAGGGCGACCAGAUUCAACAGCAAGCCCAGGACAUCAUCACAGCGUUAGAAACCCAGCUCAUCAUGGAUGAAUCAAUCGAAAUGUCUCUCCGUUCGAGCACUAACAGUGACAUUGUUUCUGCCAUUCAAACACUUUCCAUCACCGGCACUACACCUGGCAACGAGUUUGUUGAACAUCCUUCGCCUGAUGCGAGCAAAACCCCCCGACAUGUGCGUUUUGCGACAAUCGACCCCGAACCCACCAUGUCUCCUUAUCAGCCAAUUCAGCUUCGAAGACUCGAACUCCCAACAUUCGACGGGGACAUUACGCAAUUCCACGGAUUCUGGUGUAAAUUCAAGACAGCGGUUCAUGAAAACGACUCACUUCAAUUGUCCACUAAAUUCAUCUAUCUCACCAAUUCAUUGAAAGGCAGAGCUGCGCUGAUUAUCCAAGGAUAUGAUCCCUCUGUACCCGAAAACUAUCAUCUCGCCAUUCAAGCUCUCAAGAAGCGGUUUGACCGCCCUCACUUCACCCACAACCUUUUUCACCAAAGACUUGAAGAACUCCCCACCGCUUCACCUUCAGCUACAUCGCAGCGCGAUACCCUUUGUCAAAUCCAGUCCUAUAUCUUACAAAUCAACCGUUUCGAAGACACUACAUCUUCGCUAGUUCUCAUGAAAACAAUCCGUAAAAAGUUUCCGAAAGAGACACAGAUGGAAGUUAACAAGCUUGAGCACCGUUCAGGAAAAGUGUGGACUCUACCUGAAUUACUGGACGGCUUGAAUGAAGUAAUCGAGGAAUUGGAGAAACUUGACGACUAUUCCAAUACCAACUCCCAGCCCGAGUUUAACAUCCAUCCAGUUUCCACCCAUUCCAGAUCCCCCAGUCCUGAACCCAGGUAUAACCCUAAUCGCUGCUGCUUUUGCGACUCCUCAGCUCACUCUUCCACGCGCUGUCACCAUCGUCUGCCACCGCACACCAGACGAGCAAUUGCCAGGUCGUACCAACUAUGUUGGAAAUGCCUUCGUAAAGGACAUGUCAGUUCCAGUUGUGGAUAUCCAAAGUGCUCGACGUGCAAUGGUAGUCACCACAAGAUUCUCUGUGUCAAACAGUCGGACUAUAUCAAUUCUUAUGAUCAUAGUCGUCGCCGUAGUCGCGAACGAUAUCGCUCGACGGAAUCGAAUCGCUCCCGUAGCCCAGAAGGCUACUCAAGAAGUCCCAGCUACGACGGCAGACGUCCACCGACACCGACACCAGAACGUGUCCACUCCUUUUCAUACCGUACACCAAACGCAGAACGACCCUAUACUCCUACGUCCCAGGACACCCCAAUUCAUACCGCUGUAGAACUCGAAAAUGAGUAUGAACAGCUCAUGCAUUUCUAUCAGGGAAACGAUUACAACGAAGUCCAACUGUCAACAUCUAUGGCAGCUCCCCGCAGUUCCACCCUGCCCCGCUCCGUUACGACCAUUACAUUCGGUGCAGUUCGCACAACGGAACACUCAGGCAUAGUCGACGUUAUCCUUAUAGACCUACUCCGCAAGCCUCUUCAGCUUAGCGUUCGUACGAAAAACAAGAUAACUGUGCCAUGCCCUGCACUCCAUAUCACUCCGGAAGACAGAGAUGCCCUACAAGACCUUAGCAUCGCUCCAGAAUCCAUAACAGCGACACGCCAGGUCACGCCAGAUAUCUUGAUCGGAAUAGAUUACUUCUGGGAUAUUGUUACCACAGAUCCCCCGCAUACACUACCGUCAGGGCUCGUCCUCUGUUACACAAGGUUUGGACCCUCCAUCUCUGGCUCACAGUUUUUUCGUUGA
Messenger RNA from Ostertagia ostertagi, 2352 nucleotides. The record is from the annotation of a GenBank genome assembly. Lineage: Eukaryota; Metazoa; Nematoda; Chromadorea; Rhabditida; Trichostrongylidae.